Pelobates cultripes (western spadefoot toad) is the source of this 20987-nucleotide messenger RNA. The record is from the annotation of a GenBank genome assembly. NCBI's taxonomy places the organism in Eukaryota, Metazoa, Chordata, Amphibia, Anura, Pelobatidae.
AUCAGAGCCAAAGGGCUCAUAGGAUCCUCUCCUGUGUUUCCCAGACCAGGCAACUCUAGCUGAAAUGCAAGGUAAGACAUCUCUCUCAUAUCACUGCACUAAAUGUAUUUUUCCCUUUGCCCUCUUAUUGUAGGUGAAUGUGUAAUCAUCAUGUAACUUUACUUAGUGGAAAGAGCACACUUUGUAAAAGUUUAGAUGGAAUUUGGAGGUUUGGGAAAAGAUUAAGAGACAAGCUACAGAACAUUAUUUCAUAAACGUUGAUAUUGUUCAAGUGACUGGAGUUAUUUGCUAUGUAUUAGAGCUGAUAUUUUCAUUUUCCACUAAAAUCUACAUACUAGGGGAGAUUUAUUAAGGCCAAAUCAGGUUCUAUUCUGGAACAAAGUGCCAUAUAUGGUGCAAUCACCAUAGAAACCAAUAUAACAGAAACCAGAAAUAGCACCUGUUUUGGCUUUAAAACAGCCCCCCAUUAUGAUUCAUUUCUAACAGUGUAACAAGAUUAAAAAGCACAGAAUGAUGAUAAAUUAAUUGUCAGUGAUUUUAUUAAGCACAAGUAUUGCUAUCUGAAUAUUAUCCUUAAUGAACAGACUAAUAUAUUGCUAACCUAAAAAACAAAACAAAAAAACAUGUAUGUACACAUAAACACAAAUAUAAUGUCUUGGAUUUUACUUAAUAUACCUAGAUGUUGUUGAGUUAAAAAACAACAACACACAUAUGUAGGAAUGGUACGUGAGCAAUCAACUAAAGCAGUACAUCAAUGAGCUAAACAAAAAAAUACUGUAUAAAAUUUUUAAGGUGUAAAAAUAUAACCUAUAUUCUAAAAUAUAUUUAGAAAAAAAAAUAAGAACCCCUAAGUGUGAUAAGCAUAAUAUUAAACAAAUAAUAAAUAAAGAACAAAAUACAUUUUACACCCAACAACCUGAUAAAAAUAAAAAUCCUAGUCUCUAAAUGUUUGAUCUACACAAAGGAAAAUAAAAGAGACACAAAUUGCACAUUCUGAAUAAUUCUGAAAAAUGUAGGCAAAAUAAAUAAUAAAUAAUAAAUAAUUUUUUAAGUACAAGGGAUUAUAUUCCUGGGCCUAGAGAAAGUUAAAGAAUUUUCAGUUAAUGCAAUUGAAUAUAUCUCAGAGUAAAUACUGGAGUUUCAGACCUAUUAUGAAUUAUGCAUCUGUGUUGGUUUUUGCACGUAGGUUAAUGGCAAACUCAGACAGUUUACUACAUAUGGAAUUGACAGAAAAUUAGUCUUGCAAAUUUAUCAUACAAAUUUGGUGCUCAUAAAAGCAUAUUUUCUCAGAUCCUGUGAAAAUAAAACAUGUCCUAUCUAGUAAAUCGUGGAAUGAAAAACAAAAAAGCGAUGAAGUGAGCAUGAGAAAGAAAUUGAAAAUUCGGACUGAAAUAACAUACACUUUAAUUCCAUUUGGAAAUCAGGACAGAGAGCAAUAAAUUACAAUAUUAGAGCUCCGACCGCUCCCUACAAAUCAUUGCUGUAAAAACAAAACUCUACAGAUAAUACAAAUACAAGAAUGUGAAAGGCAGUGGCUGUUUUAUUUAAUGUCACAAAGAGCAAUUAAAAAAACUAUUUAUUAAUCUCAAUCGUUGUUUACAUUUUUAAUGGUAUAAUUGAUGAAAAUUUAAAUAUUUCUAAAAAUAAAUAAUUAAAUAAAAUAUUGGUGGGCUGAUUUAGUAUGACUUUUCAUUAUUCUUCAUUACUUCCAAUAUUUCAUACAAUAGGCAACGAAUACAAUAGUUUUCAACAUGUACCGCAUGUUCCAGACUGAUUGCAAUAGAGAUUAUGGAAAAAUAAUAGUUUCUUUGCAUGACUCCCUGUACAUGGUUUUGGCAAAAUAUGCAAAAAAAAUCUCCUUCACCAUAGCACACAUUCUUGUUCCCUUUUACAACACGGAAAGAGAGAUAAGCUUGGGAAUGUAUGUCACUGUACAUGUGAAAUAGCAAAGCAACACUGUUGCCUCUAUACUAUCUAGAAAAAAUGUGAACGAAUACUCAUUUAAGUGCAUGUAAUAUUUUAUUUUAGUUACUGCCAGAAUGUUUAUUCUUCAUUAUAAAGCUUGCAGGAGUCCAGUUGCCAACAGUUAUCCAAUGACUCCUGCAAAGGUAAACUCAGUAAAAACUGUAGCAGUUGUAUACCGGGACCCUCACUUGUUGAUAUUACAGUGGGAAGCUAUGUUUUUUUCUGACUCUCAACAUGCUAUUCAGCUACUAUAAAGUAGGCUGUUUUCGACCCACGUCACGCAUCACCACCUUUAUUAGAAACUAAUUGCAACUAUUGAGGCGCAUAAUUCACUAAACCACUGCUGUGUCAGAGUAUAUGGGCGAUACAAUACACAUCUGUUGCAAAACAAUGCUAGGAUCAGGAUUGCUCAGGAACCAGCGACUGUUCCUGGCACUCAGAGAAAUCUCAUACGUAAAGCAAACAUUGGGAAUUCAGCAAUGAAUGCCUUUUCUAUAUUUGCUUUGCUGUAUUUAAUUGCAAGCAAUAAAAGGGCAUCUAUUAAAUAGGGGACCUGGAGCUUCGCCCCAAGGUUGUAACCAAUGCUACAAUGUAAUUUAUAACAAAACCCAACUGGAAUUUAACAGUACAAACAUAUUUGGUGAGAAUUGGGUUGACAUUCUGUGAGCACUUCUUCAAAUGUAUCAACUCGGAUCUGAGUAUUCAUUGUUAAAAUUUUAUAUAUAUGUAUAUUUAUCAUUGACUUAAACUGCUCAAAGCUGAGCUAAAUUACAUAGUUACAUAGGCUAAAAAAAUACUUAGGUCCAUCAGGUUCCUGCCUCUCUCACAUCUGUUUUUGCUGUUGUUCCAAAAGAAUGCAGAAAAAAACCAAACUAUUUUGCAACAAACUAGAAAAAAUUAUUGACCCCCUGAGAUUAAAGCUAUUGAAGUUGGUGUACAUGUAAUAUUAAAAAACAACAACAACAAGCCUACAUGUAUUGGACAUUGCUAGUUAAGUGUUUCAGCACUUUGCAAAGCAAUGUUUAUUCCCUUGUUGAAAAAGGUGUAAUUCCCUAGCCUGUCAAAAUGGUGCAAUUGACAGUUGAGGGCACCAAAACCACUUCAACAUAUUUAAUUGUUAGUUAUUGUGUUUAAUAUCAAUGGGCACCAGUUGCCAUAUCGCUACUAAUUGGUUUUCCUACUAUUUGAUUAUAUAUUCCCUACCUGUUCUAUGUUAAAUUUUGUAUUUAUUGUGUAUUAAUAUUGUUUUUGUAUUUUAUUGUACCCUAAUGUAACAAUGCAAUGAUUUGUGGACCCAGGACAUACUUGAAAACAAGAGAAAUCUCAAUGUAUCUUUCCUGGUAAAAUAUUUUAUAAAUAAAUAAAUAUUUAGUAGAGAUUCUCAGCAAAGGGAGCCUGAAGCCCAGCCUUCAAAGAUAAAACGGUGGAGACGGAGUUAUACUUCUGACUUGUGCCAUACCAAUUCAUACCAGGGAUUGGAGCAGUGAUUGUCUGAGAAUGUUGAGUAAACAAUUUAGUAGUGAUGCAGAACUUGGAACCCCAUGGACUUCAGCCAUCCAUAAACAUUUAUAUCGGUUUUAUUUAUUUAUUUUAUUACCUGCAUUUAGAAAGCGCCAACAUACUCUGCAGCGCUGUACAAUUGGGAAAAAGACAAUACAAUAUAAAUAGACCAAUAAAAGAGGUAGAGGGGCCUACCUGUGAGUUUACAAUCUAAAGGAUUGACGUGUUUAUGGUGCCUACAGUGUUUCUUUAACAGAAGCCCUCAAGAGAGCCCUUGUAUGUUUUGAUACAAAAUAAAAAAAAGAAAACACGGGCUGGCAAAUUUUAGAGAAACAAGAAACUUGCUGCUCUGGCAUAAUAUUUCCAGUUAUGUUUUCAUUUUACCAUAGUUUACUAUGACGUGAGCAGACUCUCUAAAGUUAGCAGUAUGACGUGCACUGAUUCUGAAAUCUAUUAUUUUAGUCCACCCUAUACACAUAUAAUACACUUUUGUUUCUUUGUUUUGCUUGUUGUUGUUUUUUUAAAGCUUAUGCAUUGCAUUUUUAACCAUAUGUAAGUUUAGAACACAGUUUUUUUUUUAGUUUUUGAUCAAAGCUCAUUGAUUCUAUUCUGCUAUUUCAUUAUGUAUUAUCAUUAAAGUUAGAUCAUUUCUAUAAUCAGUGUUCUUAUGAAUCAUAGAAUCGUUAUCAUAUUACUCUUUGAAGUGUUGUAAAGUGUACUGAUGCACUAACCACAAAAUUAGCUUGAAUUUUUUUUUUUUUUUUAUUGAUAACUAUUCACACAAAGAAAAAGCACAAACACAUGUAGGGCCAAUGAUAAAGUCACAAUCUUGUCAUUUUAGCAUAUAUUAAUUUGAUAACAUAUGCCUUUUUUUCUGUUACUUUAUCUCUUAGAUUGUACCAAGCUACUACAGUGCAUGAGAACAUAAAACACGUGAUGAUAAGCAGAAAGCAAACAGAUUAGACAGUCAACAAUCAAUUAGAGUUAUCACUUGUGUAUUAACAGUGUAAAUAAGGUAAGGGAAACAAAAUAUGGGCAGUGCUAUUGCUUUUCUCUGAUCAUCUAUCGAAAACAGAGUGCCCCCACACUGUCAUACACAAGACUGACAACAGGUUUUGUGCCAUCAGCUGCCUGGUAACUAGCGGACAUUGACCCUAUGUACAGCACUUCUACAGACAUUCCACAGCUUUUAUUGAUUUAAAGGAAAACAACAGCUUAAAGGUAUGCAGAGGGGCUUUUACUUUUUUUUUGUAAUUUUUUUUUUUUUUUAAAUUCUUUAUUUUGUAGUGGAACAAAACAAAGAGACAUGCAAUGCCACAACAGCUGUUGCGAGCCUGUCGGUCAACAUUUGGCAUACAUUAACUCUGCACAUUUUAUAUUAUAUUGUAGAAUAAUCACAAGGUAAAUCAACAUGUUAGCUACGAGACAAGGCAGGUAUGGAACUGAGUCAGAUUAAACAUACUGACAUUUGUGUUUAAGAUUAUGUAGAAACAAGCUUAAGUGGGACAUUUCCUAUUUCUCGACUUAUAAAGAGACAAGGCUUGAGAUGUCUAGCAACUAUGAGCUUCAUCUUACUAGGAGACACCCCUCAGCGUCAGUUUUGGACUCUAUAAGGGUGUGGGCAUGAAAAUGCAUGAAGGCCGGCAAGGUUGUUGUGAGAUACCACUAGCAAAAACAGGAAAGCAAAAAAAGAAAAAACACAAUAUUCAUAAGGUAACAUCGAUCUCAUGCAAAAUGUAUAGCUAUGCUGCUCUCUGCUAGUAUGCUGCUCUCUGCACGAGUCCCAUAGUGUCUCCUUCCUUCAGAAGUCACAGCCCAGGCCUGUAUUGAUUAUAUCUUGUUGUAUUGAUUAUAAUGCCUGGAGUACCCCGCCACAGGCCCUUCAUUCAGUGUUAAACCAUUUUCAAGCAGUUUAACAGGGAGUAAAAGAUCCCUAGCCACCGACAGCCCCCCCCCUAGAGCGGAGGAAAGACUGAAGCAGAAACUACACACUUCCCUCUAGUGAUACCAAUUUCUACCAGCAAUGAGUGGUACAAUAGGCUAAAAGUGGUCAGCUGACAUUUUCAGCCAAUUACAGCUGUACAUUGCUUCUCAGGCUAAUGCUUCCACAUAACACAGUGAGGAUUGACUGCUGGCGACUCUUGUUUAGCAUUAAACCCUUAAAACAUUUUUUUAACAGGGGACUCCAUACACUAAAACCACUUCAGUUUGAUAAAGCAGUUACAGUGCCUACAGUGUCCCAUUAAGCAAAUAAAAAAAUAUAAGUGAGAAACUCAUUCCAUCUACAACAAUAGAGACUAUCCUUUAUGUUCACAAGCAAAUGCCUCCCUGGGUCAAUAAUCUACUUGUGUUUAAAUUGAUUGCUGUCACGGUACAUAUCCUGCUUUGCUAUAGAUUAUCCAUAGUUUUGUUUUAGUAGUGUUUGCUUUACCUGCAAAUAUGUAUUUUCCAUGUUAGGGAAUUCUAUGUAUUUGUACCUAUUGUUCCAUUCCAGAAGAUUACAUUUUCUAUAGAGCCCAGUUAGUACUCAUUAAAGGACCACUAUAGGCACCCAGACCACUUCAGCUUAAUGAAGUGGUCUGGGUGCCUGGUCCAGCUAGGGUUAACCCUUUUUUUUUUAUAAACAUAGCAGUUUCAAAGAAACUGCUAUGUUUAUAAAUAGGUUAGUCCAGUCUUUAAAGCCUCUAGUGGCUGUCUCAUUGACAGCCGCUAGAGGCGUUUGCGUGCAUCUCACUGUGAAAAUCACAGUGAGAAGACGCAAGUGUCCAUAGGAAAGCAUUAUGAAUGCUUUCGUAUGAGACUGGCUGAAUGCGCGCGCAGCUCCUGCCGCGCAUGCGCCUUCAGCCAUAGAGGCGGAGCCGGAGAGGAGGAGGAGAGCUCCCCGCCCGGCCCUGGAGAAAGAGGUAAGUUUAACCCCUUCCUCUCCCCAGAGCCCGGCGGGAGGGGGUCCCUGAUGGUGGGGGCACCCUCAGGGCAGUAUAGUGCCAGGAAAACGAGUAUGUUUUCCUGGCACUAUAGUGGUCCUUUAAGCUCUGGCCCAAAAUAUUGUGCUGGCUGGGUCCAAUUACAAAAUUGUUCCCCCUUGCAAAAACUCACUGCCUAAAGCCUAGUCUGCACAUGUAAUUAGCAUUACACACUUAUGGCUAAUGAGCCACACACACAUAUACACACAGGUAUAAUUAGCCAUAUAUUUAUAACUAUCUACCCAGAUCACUCACACAAACCUAAUAUGCAUGUCUCUAGUGUGAUUUUGUCUAAUGAGCUACUUAGUCAAACUCACACUGGAGACAUGUGUGUGUAUAUGUAUAUGUAUGUGAGAGAGAGAGAGAGAAACACACAUACAUACAUAUACACUAACACAUACCUUGACAAAAGAAGAAAGCUUUUUAACAGUAUGUAAAAAAAAAAGAUAUAUUUUGCAAUUCAUCUGUCAAAUCGCCACAACUUAUUUGAACUAACUAAUGAGUGAAAUAACCGUAUAUCUGUACACAAACUGCCUGUGUAGCAAGGCAUAUCAAAAUUUUAUAUAAUGCAAUCAUAUUACAUUCACUGUAGUACCUUGGUCUGUGUAUUUGGAGGGUUUUGGGUGUUUUUUUUCCUUCAUAUUUUUCUCAUAGUAAACAUGUACCUUUAUUUGACAUGUCAGCAAAUAAUUUAGUUUAAUAUGUUAUUUUUUUUAUCUUUAAAUCAUGCUAUUAGCCAAAAAGUGAAAUGUUAUCUCUUAAUAACCCUCUAAAACAACUUUCCCACUUACAAAUCUAUAAUAUCCUGGCUGUGAUCUUGUUCCCUUUUUAAGAACUCCAUGCACAAUAUAUGCCACUGGUUUUGGCACCAUGGGAGAAAAAUGUUUGAAGAUUAUUGAAGACAGUUUGGCUGUAGUUCAGCUGGCCUAGUUGCUUUACAGACUUAGUUGUUUGUUGCUUUUUAUAUGCAUACUUUAUUUUAUAAAUCCCUUCUUGGCACAGAAGGAAAGAUACUUAAAAUGUUUGCGCAGUACUUUUCCUAACAUUACCUUUUCCUUACUUUUCCCUUACCAGCCAACAAACAGAUUUCAUUAUUCCGACAUUUUGCUCCACAUUCUUAUUUGUGUACCUAUAAUACAAUUUUGAGUUUUUCUAGUUCACUUUGUCUGUGUGCAUUUAAAAAAAAUCUAAUUUAGAUUUUUUUAUUUUAUAAUUUAUUGUCUUAUUUGAAAGCAACAUGCUACCUUUCGAUGGACAUCAAUUUUAAUUGUUCCUCAAAAUAGGUUAGCGUUCAAACUAAAAUAAAUUGAUCCAGAUGAAAAUGGGUAGAACAUUUGCUUAAAGAUAGAGUACAAAGAGUUUGUCAUUAACAGCAAAUUUCAAGCUGGACAAAAGUGGUAAGUGGUGUCCCUCAGGGUUCUGUUCUGGAGCCACUUCUAUUUAACAUAUUUAUAAAUGAUCUUGAAAUAGACAUAGAAAUCCAUGUCUCAGUCAGAGGCAUAACUAAAAACCAUGGGGCCCCAGUGCGAAAAUUGCCCUGGGCUCCCACCCUGUAUGCCAAUUCCUGCCCCCCUUCAUCAAACCCCUGUCUACCCUGUCAUCAGACCCCUGCCCCCCUUCACCAAACCCCUGGUUACCCCUUCAGCAAACCCCUCGCCACCCCUUCAUCAAUCCCCUGCCCCCUCCAUCAAUCAUCUGCCCCCUUCAUCAACACCCUGUCCCCUUCAUCACCCCCCUGCUCCACUUCAUCAAUACCUUGUCCCCUUGAUUAAUACCCUGCCCCUUCAUGAAUACCCUGCCCCCUUCAUCAAACUCCUGCACCCUUUCACUAACACCCCUGCGCCCCUUCAACAAAACAAAAAAAUAUUUAAUAAAAAAAAAAAAGGAAGAACAAGCACUCAAAGGCCAGCCCUCGGUAAUGAAUGUUCAAGCAACUUACACCUUAAAUUGAUGUGAAUAAGGGAGAAAAACACACAAGAAAGAUUUAGGAAUUGGUAUAGGCAACACUAGGCAGCAAUGUCAACCAGCAGUUACUAACGCGCUUCAAAGUGUAUAUAUAUUUUGGUUUUUUUCAUGUUUUGGAUCAACAGCAAAACCAGAUGUGAGAAAGGCUGAACUUGAUGGACACAUGUCUCUUUUCAGCUCUGUAGCUAUAUGCAAUUGUAUUAUCUUCUAUUUAGCUAGUACUCUCCUUUACUUGAUUCUUUUGAUUUGUUUUCUCAUGCUAUAAGUCUCAUUGAUUAUAUUCUAUACAUUUAUUGUGAGACUUAUUAUGGCCCAUGUGUCCAAGUUAAAGAAAUUGACAGGAGCUGUUCAUAUUGGUAGGCAUCAAUAGGAACAAGACUAGUUUUCUUGUGCAUAGUGGCUUUAUAUGUAUAAAGAAAAGGGAUAAUGCUUUUGUACUAUUUUGAUUUUCUGAAUGUGUAACUCAUAUAUCACAUAGCAUUACACUAUAAUUCACAUAUUUCUUUAUCAUGUCUUUUGGGUGGUUGUGUUGUAUUCUGUAUACUUUACUCUUAUCUUACAGUCAUUUAUGUACUUUGGUUCGCAGCAAUGCUUAAACGAUUGUUUGCAAAAUUAAUUGUCUCAUUUAAUGCAAUGAAGCAUAUAUUUGUUACAGGAAAUUAAUCUCUAAUCUACUAAAUUAAAUGUCCACUCAUAAAAAUCACCCCACCAUAUUCCUAUGAUACCAAACAAGAUUUUUUCGCUUGAUUCUAGUCAUUACAGCUAGAAAGCUCUUUCUUUUUUUUAAUUUAUCUAUUUCUAACUAAAAACAUAAGACAAAGUUGCUUUCUCUUCAUUUUUCGUUUAGUUACUUUGGACUUCAAUUUAAAAUUCACUUUCAAUUCUCACCGUAGUGAAGUUUUCUUACACAAAUUUCAAACACUUCUCUUGGCUGGCUCUGUAGAUUGGGUUGGUGGCGCAGAUCUCUGAUGCAAUGAGUGUCCUCAAGGUUAUCAAUGUGGGCAGUUUAUGAAAUACAGAUUAACCCCUUAAGGACACAUGACAUGUGUAACAUGUCAUGAUUCCCUUUUAUUCCAGAGGUUUGGUCCUUAAGGGGUUAAAGGGACAUUAUAGUCACGCAAACAACUACAGCUUAUUGAAUUUGUUCUGGUGAGUAGAAUUCUUUUCAGAGAAAAUGCAGUUUUUACAUUACAGCCUAGUGAUAACUUCACUGGCCACUCCUCAGAUAGCUUUUAGAGAUCCUUCCUGGGUCAUGGCUGCCUAAAAUGCAUCCAAACAUUCAGUAUCUCCUCCCUCUGCAUGCAGACACUUAACUUUCCUUAUAGAGAUUUGUUGAUUCAAUUCAUCUCUAUGAGGAGAUGCUGAUUGGCCAGGGCUGUGUUUGAAUCAUGCUGGCUCUGCCCCUGAUCUGCCUCUUUGUCAGUCUCAGCCAAUCCUAUGGGGAAACAUUGUGAUUGGAUCAAGCCACCACUUCUGAUGAUGUCAGCAGACUGCUUGUUUUUCUGAGGCAAACAGCAUGCAGAUCUACACCUUCAGGCUUGAAUAUAGUAAGAUUUUGCUAUAUUUUUCGAGGCAUUAGGGGCCCAGGGGGGCUAGAUGGUAGUUUUAACACUAUAGGGUCAGGAAUACACAUUUGUGUUCCUGACCCUAUAGUGAUCCUUUAAGGAACAGCACACAUAUUAAAAUACAGUUUACAUUUUACAAGCCUGGUUAUACUAUAUGGUCAUAUCAUGCUAAGCCCACCACAUGGUGUUCUUAACUUGGCUUAAUACGAUAAUGCCAUAUGGUGGAACUAAAUCCCCAUAUUGUUUUUCUAAGAUAGGUGAUUUUAAGCAACUUUGUAAACUGCAAACUGCACGUUUUUGUGUGUGUGCGCACUGUUCCUUAAUCUGUACCACUGCUAAAAAAUGCAUGUUGGUGGUAUGCCCCCAAUUUCACUAUUUCUGUGACCGAUAUAUGGUCAGUUCCUUGACAAUGAGAAGAUCCUCACUACAUAAUUACAAUAGCAAGAUAAUCACUGAGAGCUGAACUCUCCUGAACUAUCAUUAUGGAACAUAUUCAUGCCAUCUUAAUUUAAUUUACUGUCUCUUUAUUAAAUGAUCCGAUGUUGUCCUUAAAUGCAUAAAUUCAUGGUAAUCGAAUAUCAUCUAAUGUACAUUUUCUAUUAUAUUUUUCAACAUUUAAUCAUUCCAUGUAAUUGGCAUAGGAGUCCAGACAUUAGGUGGGCGGAGUUGAUUUUUUACGGGCGGAUUAUUCUUAUUUACUAAACCUCGAGUUGUCCAGGACAGCAAAUUUAAAAUCUAUAAGGAUAGCUAGAAUAAUCUACAACAUUACUACAUAUUUUGCUUAAUACGUUCUUUACUGAACUUCUAUCACAUAUGGGAGUUAUAAGCCAUUUUCCCAAAUAUGAUCUUUAACUAAUUUAGUAGCUGACUCCCUAAUUUGAUAUUCUUAUAUAUGGCAAUCCCACAUAAAGAUACCAAAUUAAUGAGCUAUAUACUAAACGGCUUAAAGGUUUAAAUUAAAAAGGGCCUUUCCUUAAAGGGACACUAUAGACAGCCAGACAACUUCAGCUCAUUUAAGUGGUCUGGGUACAGAGAAACUGCAAUAUUUACAUUGCAGCACUAGAUGCACUUUUGUGAUUUUACCGGCCACUGGAGGCCCUUCUGGGAUUUUUCCGGACUUUAGGUAUCCUAAAUGAUGCUGGACGUCCUCACACUCUGCAUGAGGACAUCCAGCGUCAGUGAAAACCCAGUUAUGACCAGUAUAUAGCUGAGGUAAGGGUUACUGUAUUACCCAGAGAAAAUCAAAAUACUAACUUUUCCUAUUGUGCUGCUGACACCUCCCUCUGCAGCUCCAAGCAGGUAAAAUAAUCCAGAAAAAUUUAAAAAAUGAGGGCAGCGCAAACAAUUGCAAAUGUGCACACCAAGUGCUAGAAAAAGAUUUAUUUUUAAGGACAUAAGGUACAAACAUUUUGGGUUAUCUGCUUUAUCAAUGCAUGUCCCCUUUAUCUAUGCAUUUCUAAGAGCUCCAUUUUAUUGGUGUGUCUGUGUGUAUAAUAGAUCUCCAUAGCAAAAAAAACUCACAGUAAUGUGUCCAAAAUACAAUAAAUGUGUUUUCUAAUUAGUCUGUUUAAAUAAGAUACAAUGUUCUUGUUCUAAAUUACAUUUUAGUUGGCUGAACUGUUAUUAGUAAGACGCCUAACAUUUCUCAGAACAGCCACACCUGUGGCUGCACUCUGACUUACACCACUAAAUUUACAAUGCCCCUCUUUGACCAUUUCAAAUGUUGGGAUAUAUGUUUACUAUAAAAUUAACUCUCUGUUUUAAUUGGACAAACCAUGAUUAAAAUUUAUAAAUACACAAUCGCUUUGAUUUAGUUAUUCACAAACAAUUUUUUUUCUAAGAAUGAGCUUUUCCUAUAAUUAUAUUUAGAAGAAAAAAAAAAUUAAUUGCAGCAGCAAUUUGUAAAGUUAAUUUAUGAGCCCAAUGACAAUAAAGCAUCAAUGUGCAGGAACAAUGCUGGAGAAAAAUAACCUUUAAAGGCAAAACAAAUAUGUUUUACUGCUGUUUAUAAUGGGACAACUAAUCAUCUGACCUUGGCCUACACCACAGUACCACACGGUUCAUGUAUUCGAAAUUCCUUGCUUGACAGGGAAAUAACUUGAUGCAAUAACUUGACAAAAAAUAGAUGUCUCAUAACAAUUAUUAUAUGGAGCUUUUAUCUAAUGUUGAUUAUUUUCACACAGGACUCAUUCCUAAUGGAGACAUAGACAUUGGAGGAACAUUUUGGUGAAGAUAUUACUAGGAGGAGCUGCUGGUUGUGAUAGAGUGAGUGGAGGACCUAGAGUGAGUGGAGGACCUGCUGAUGGUAAUAAAGUGAUUGGAGGAAAACUGCAGGUGGUAAAAUAGCAAUUGGAAAAUCUGUUUGUGGUGGUAUAUUAGGUUAAAUAACUGCUAACCACUGAGACAUCACAGACCACAAUGAACGAGUCAUCACUUCAAGAAAAGCCUGCCGUGGCCCUCUAUUAUCGAAAUGCAAGUCAAACAUUUUUAAUGGCAUUCCAGAAUGAAUGUAAUCACAUCCCUGAUAUAACACCUUUCUUAGGAGCAUCCUAUAGUUUGGCCACCGUGCUGGGCCUGCUCGGUAAUGUCUCUCUGAUAUACGUCAUUUUCCACCAAAGAAAGAAGGCUAAUGUUACCCAAAUCCUUAUUGCCAACUUAGCAUUAUCUGACAUGCUAGUAUGUGCUUUCUGCUUGCCUAUUACUGCCGUUUACACCAUGAUGGACUAUUGGGUGUUUGGUUUAGGCUUGUGCAAAAUCACCAACUUUGUACAGUGUGCCUCUGUUACUGUGUCAGCUCUGCUCUUAGUACUUAUUGCCUUUGAGAGACACCAGCUCAUUCUUCAUCCCACAGGAUGGAAACCCACCAUCUAUCAGGCCUAUACAGCUGUUCUCCUUGUCUGGAUUUUGGCCUCACUUUUGACUGUGCCAUUUGUCUCAUCUUUUGUUUUGGAUACUGUUUUGCACAAAAACACAUCUCAAGUCUUGGACUAUUUAAGAGACAAGCCAUUAUGUAUGGAAAAGUGGACAUCACCACAGCAAAGAUUAGUUUACACAAUAGCUCUACAGCUUCUUCAGUAUAUUGUUCCACUCAGCUUUAUUUUGGGUUGUUAUGUCCGUAUCUCUGUCCAAUUACGGCGAAGGGGCGCUUUAUUCAAGAAAAAUGACCAUCACAUGAAAAGGAUCAAUCUCAUGUUAGCCUCCAUGGUUGGAGCAUUUGCCCUGUGCUGGCUGCCACUUCAUAUAUUUAACAACAUUGUUGAUUGGCACCAUGAAUUAAUCUCUGUGUGUUAUCACAACCUUAUAUUCGCUUUAUGCCAUUUACUUGCUAUGAUGUCUACAUGUGUCAACCCAGUCAUCUAUGGUGUACUAAACAGUAAUGUUAACCAGGAACUGAAGGUACUGUUUCAGAAAUGCACAGGGAGACAAAGGAAGAGAGUAGAGGCAUUGGACGAAUUGGAAAAGCACCCUUUAUCUAUCAUGCAGAGUGCUGCACUGCCAGGGUCCCUGAGUGUAAGUUAUAACAAGACUGGGUGUUGACAUUGAGGAGCACCAUUUCACAGAGUGUGAGAAAGUACAUGUUGGAUGAAUAGGAGGAAAUGGAAGACAGCAAUGUUCCAAUAUGUUAAUUAUGAGACUAAUGAGAGAAAUAUAGGAUUUCUUUGUUGCUCUACAUGUCCAGUCCAGGUCUCAAAAGAAGCACAGGAACAAAAAAGCACUUUCAAGGAAGAGGUAUCUGUCAUGCUGUUUGUAGCACGUUGUAUGGUUUAGAACAUUGUACUCAGAGGAAAAAGCCUACUGAACAUUUGCUUUUUUAGAGUGGGUUUUGUUCACCACCGUUUUAUUUCACUACUAACUUUUCAGUUCUUGAACAAAAGAAAACAAACAAACAAGCAAAAAAUUGUAGUGGACACAUGGUUCUUCAAAAAUUACCGUAUGCAUGUGAGAUAAACUGCAAGUGGACUUGAGUUACAUCAAUGUCCUGUCUCUUGACCAAAGAGGACCUGAAACACCGCAUUAGUCCUUAAUGUACCAUUAACAUUUUAUGCAGGGGGUUCCUUUCUUUUCCAGAGAUGUAUGAAACAAUACACCCUGAUCUUUUUAUAGUUCUGUAAUAAUAUGGGCCUAACACUUUGUUAUAUCAUAUUAUUAAAAUUACGACUUACUGCUGAUUGUAGGUACAACAGAAGAGAUACAUUUUCUUGUAAAAUAUACUAUCUAUGCCAUUGGAAUAAUAGAUGGUAAGGCUGACUUCGAGCACACAUAAUAUCUUAAAACUUGAUGGACACAUUAUGUAGACAUUUUGCAGACUUUCAAUUAAUAUCGCUAUUUAAUUUUGUAUUGCUUUUGGUAACAGCGCCUGGUCAAUAUUCAGUACUACAAUAACACCUUAUUAUACAUGACAGUGGGUGAUAUUUAAAUAGCUAUAUUCUAUGUAAUUCCUCAAAUGUUUACUAUACUUCUGUUUGAGUUUAUGCACAGUGUUUCUGUCUGUACAUUUUUAUGAUAUGAACCUGUUUUUUUAUACCUGUAUAAAUGGUUAUUCACAAAUUUAUUUUCAUGUUCUUGUAUUUGAAUAAUUAUGUUUCAGUUUGGACAGCAAACAAGUACAGUUUUUCACUGUGAUAGAAAAUUCUGCAGCAAAUCUGUGUUCUUGGCAGCAUGCAGUUUGUCUAUUUCUCGUGUCAUGUUGGCCGUUUACAAAAAAUUGAGAGUUGGUUUAUUGAGAAGUAACCUGCAAAAUGUAGAUUAGAAAUAGGCUAUCGUCCUUUUCCUUGUCUCUCUUUCUCUGUCAUAUGUCCCUUCUAUUUUCCUAAAUAUUCCACUUCCUCCUCUAUCUGAUAUGUUUUCAGUAUCUCGUUGAAAUUUCCAUAAACAUGUGAUAAAGAUAAUAGCAUGGCUCUGACAUCAGUAAUUAUGCCAUAGGACUACACUCAUAGCUUUCUUAAAGGGAACUCAAAGCACAAUAACCCUGAAGAGCCUUCCCUACAUUAUUGUUGCUUACAGCUGCAGUGAUUUCACUGCAACAGUGAGUUCACCCCUAUGACACAGGGAGAAGUUUUGGUCCUCAAAGGAAUGCUAUGGCAAUAACAUAGCUGUCUUUUACUGUCUCUCUUACAGAUAAAUGGGACAUAUAAAUCAAACAAGUCACAAAAGAAAAGGUAAGCAAAAUUUUGUAAAAUACUUAUACACAAACAUAGACAAAUAUAAAUUCCAAAAAGGAAAACCAUAAACAAUAUAGUGCAAAUAUUAUAUGUACUAAAAAAAUCCAAUAAACAGCAUCAUUCCACUUAAUGAUGGCUACUCACAAAAGUAGAGUGGAUACGCGCCACUCAGACUAUCAGACUUUGGGAGGAUAAGCCCCUUGAGCGUUUGGGUCCUGUAACAGGUAAAUCCAAAAUCAGGCAGGGCUGUAUUUGUCGCGAGGCUAGCAAGGCAUUUGCCUUGGGCAGCACUUUCCAGGGGGUGGCAAAAAAUGCCGCCCCCAAAUGCCCAGGCAAAUGGCUUAUAAGCCUCGUUUUAGAGGCCUUUGGGCCCCCCUGGGGCAGGCAGCGAGGGAGCUUUGGUCUGUGAGCGCUCCCUGCUCAGCUCCCUCGCGCCCUCCAGUAAUGCCGGCAGGAGGGCACGCAAAGCAGGAAGUGAGGGAGCUAAACUCUCCCUGCUCAGAUUACUCUGUGGCGCGCGAGGGAGCUGAGCAGGGAGAGCUCAGCUCCCUUACUUCUGCUUUGCGCGUCAACCCACCUGCCUGGCUGCCCGUCUUCCUGCCUGCCCAGCACCCUUAACAGCCUGGCCACCAGCCAACCCAGCAGCCACACUGGACCCCAGGUAAAAAAAAAAAUCCACCAGCUCUCCCAAAAGUGGGGAGGCUGGGUGGAUUUAAAUUAAAAAAAUAAUAAUCUGUAAAUGUGUGGGGGAAAGUGUGUGUGUCUGUCUUGUCUGUCAGUCUGUGUGUGUGUGUGUGUGUCUGUCUGUGAGUGUGUGUCUGUCAGUGAAUGUGGGUGUGUCUGUCAGUGUGUGUCUGUGAGUGUGUGUGCCUCUGUCAGUGGAUGUGGGUAUGUCUGUCAGUGUGUGUGUGUCUUUGAAUUAGUGUGUUUGUCUGUCAGUGAAUGUGUAUAUGCCUGUCAGUGUGCUCUGUGAGUGAGUGUGUUUGUGUGUCUGUCAGUCAAGUGAUUGUGUGUGUUUGUCAGAUUGUGUCAAAUCAGUGAGUGUGAGUGUGUGUGUGUGUGUAUGUCGGUGUAUUUGAUAGUAUGUGCCUGUCUGUGAGUGGGUGUGUGUCUGUCAGUCAAAGUGUGUGUUAGUCUUUAAGAAGAAGAACUGUGGCUUUGAUAGGCAGGGGUGAGACAAAUUUAUAUUAGGGGGUGCCCGAGUUCCGUCAUGCUUAGGGCAGCACGGAUCCAAGAUACAACACUGAAAUCAGGACAAGGAUGGAGAUGACUGACAGCUAUCCAGAGAUAUCAAUUAUAUUUAUUAAAUUAUAUAAAAUUUAAAAGCAUCGGCGCUGGAGUACUGUAUCAAUCUGAGAAGGUCUUGUGUACAUACUGUUAAACAGUUGUAGUUACUUUCCUGGUACAAAGCAUUCAACAUGUAACCUGAGCCUUCUCUCCUUCAACAUGCUUCAGUUUCAACUUCUCACCCGCUUCAGGAUUCUUGACGUCACACAACGCAUUUUGUCCCCCGCCCAAGGGGGAUUUGACAAAUGUGAAAGUCCAUCCUCUAACAUCUCUUUAUAAAUACACUGGCAAACUUAUAGUAUUAUAACCCUCAAAAAUUGGGCCAAUGUAACAGAAAAAAGAAAAAAAAUUAUAUAAUUCAUUAUUGAUGUCUACACAUUUAAUCUAAAAAUCAAGUUUCAAUUAAUGCAAUUGGUAUUCAUAUAGAGACAAGGAAAUAUAAUUAUGUACAUCAAUAAAUAAUAGGAUAUCCCUUCCAAAUGACUAAAUAAAACAUAGAUCGUAAACAGUGGCGUACACAUGACCCAUGGGGCCCCUGGGGUCCAGUGGUGCUGGUGGGCUCCUGGGCGGGUGGUCGGUCGGGCAGGCGGGCGUGCGAGGGAGCACUCAGUGCUUCCUCUUCAGCUCCCUCGCGCGCCGCGUAGGGAUGCCGGCGCUGGAAGAUGACGUCAUCUUCCGGCUCCGGUAUCAGUGCGGUGCGCGAGGUAGCUGAAGAGGAAGCACUGAGUGCUCUCUCGCGUGCCCGCAUGCCCGACCGGCCACCCGCCUGCCGGGUGACAGCAGGGCCAGCCUCGGGGGGCCCUGAGGUGGUCGGCUCCUGGGCCCCCCAGGGGAAGAGGCUGGCCCUGUGGGUACAUACCGGGUCGCAUGGGCGGCCGGGCCCCCUGGUGGGCCGGGCCCGGUCGCAGCCGCAACCCCUGCGACCCUGGUAUGUACGCCAUUGAUCGUAAAACCAAGUAAAUAAGAAAGCACUAUUCUAAUACUGUCCAACACUAAAAACGAUAACUUUUAAUUCCCAAGAACAGGGCUACAUUGUCUGCAAUGUUAAAUGGAUCUCCUAAAGGGAUUCAUAUCUUUUUAAAAUAUUUAAAAUAUUAAAUAAAACCAUCCUAUGUAUUGUACAUAAGGAAACAAUUAUAUAAAGCAGGGAGUUAAAGCUCUACAUCUCUGAACAGUGAAUAAAAAAAAUGCAAAUAUAGUUUAUAAAAUAAGUAGCAUAAUGCAGGAAAAAAAUAUAAAAAGAUUUUUUUUAGUACAUACAAUAUUGCACUUUAUUUUUAUGUUUUUCUUUUUAAAAAUGUACAUUUGGCUAUGUGGUAAUUCACAAAUUUUAUAAGUAUUUCACAAAUUUGUUUUGCACACUUUUUCUUUUGUGAUUUGUUUGAUGUGUUAAUUUAGGAAAUUAACCUGUUUUGGUACUGCAUGGGAUGUGAUUUAUCAAUCUGAAAUUUGUUUAAAAUAGGUUUUAGUGUAUAAAUAUUGCUUGCAUUGUUUAGAGCACUUUGUAUUACAUAUCACAUAAUUUUUGUGCCAUACAUUGACCUUAUCUUUUGAUUACUUUUGGACAUACUUUAUGUCUGCACUGUACUUGUUAUUCUGACUUAAUAAAGACCUGCACAGUUGUCUUGUGAGCCCGAACCUUGUUGACACAGUAAAAACUUCCAAAUGGGCACAAAGGAAGCAUGACUUCUGACCACUUACUUCCCUUUUUAAAAUACCCUUCAAAAACAUGCUUGUGACUCUGCAUAUAUGUGGGGGGAAAGGGGUAAGAGGCUUAAGAGAUACAAAAGGGGUAAGAUGCUUAAGAGAUGUUAACCUAUAUAUAUAUAUAUAUAUAUAUAUAUAUAUAUAUAUAUAUAUAUAGUGUAGACUGGAUUAGCCAUAUUAGCCCAGUAGACAAGAUGCCAAAAUACCAGAGUAUUGCAAUAUGCAGUGAUAACUUUUUUACUGGACUAACAUAAUAUUUCAAAGACAAGCUUUCAAGAGUUUUCCUCUGUUCUUCAGUUCUGAAGCAAUAUUGAUCAAUUGAUUAACACUUAAAACAACUGAUGUUAGAGAAGGGGAUGGAGAGGUGGUGAGUGGGGUGUCACAUAUAUGGGUUAACAAGGGUUAUGAGACACACAAGAGAUAAGGGGUGUGGGCGAUAAGUGUUGAGAUACACACAAGGUGGAAAGGGGUAUUAGGUGAAACACAUAAGAUCAGGAGAUUCACACAAAGUGAUUUUGGGGGUGAGAAGCGACAUAGAAAAGUUAACAAUUUCCAGGGGGCAGGGGGUUACCAACAUACAUGUCUGGGGGGGUACAGGGGGUAUGCCAACAUACAUGUCAGUCUAGGUACCAAGUGAUCUUGGUACACCUAUUCCCAGCUCGGUAGAAUAAAUGAUGAAUCAGCUCAAAAUCACGGGAUACUUUUUUGGACAUGGGAUCCAGACUAAGGAGAUGAUAUGUCAUUGGUCAGUAACACCGGCCAGGGAGACAGGCACAAUUGAAGUAUAGAGUGUUUGGUCCUAACAGGGAUCCAACACUUCUCUUCCUGAAGCACCCCCCAUGCCUGGAUGCAUGCCUUGAUGCAAUGAGGUCACCACACCUGGGCUGUGAGACCUUUAGAAACCUUGCAAUAAAGUGACCAGAGACUCAACUGACACCGAAUCUGCCAGCACAGGAACAGGGUACACAUUGGGAUUAGGAAACAAGAAUCAUUCUGUGUGUUUUUCACUGGGAUAUACAUUACCAGAAAAAUGGGACUUCUAGGCUGCCUUAGGCAUUGUCUUACCAGCGCUCAACAUCCCGAAGUCCAGGUAAGGUCCACAACAAAGUAACCAUAUAGGCUAGUACCAUGGCUACCAACUGUGGCAGAACUCAUGUUUCUACUCAUGUGUUUGGAGGGAGGCCUGUACUGGAAAGUUGUAUCUGUUAUGGUCUCUGGAAUAUUAUAUACAUUUGUUACAGAGACACCCAAAGACAUUUUUUAUCUCCCACCCUUCUCCAUAAUCCUUAUUUUUUAUGCCUGUGUACCUAUUCCCAUAAGGGUGGAAAAGCAUAUUUCUAACUUAUUUCACAAUACAGAGCUAUUUCAUUUAGAGCUUUAGUGACUAUCAGAGUGAAGAGUCUGGCAACGUUUUCAAUUACAGGGUCAAAGCUAGAAGGACAGGGCACCCAGCCCAUGGCUACAAAUUGGUACAACUAAAAAGACAAAGGUACAAUACAUCUAAGAGACAAUACACAAUUUGACAAACAAAUACAGGAAGACUUGAGGGCCUAUUUUGGUGGGAACUUAUUAUUUAGAUCAAGGGUAGGCAACCCACAAGUUAUAGACUACAGCUCCCAUAAUGCUUUUACAGCCACAAUUCUGGCAAAGAAUCAGGGUUGAUGUACUCCACAACAUCUGAAGGAGUGCUGAAGGUUGCGUAUCCCUGAUCUAGAUGGAUAGGGGGAGAAACAGGAGCCGUAGACUGCAAAGGUGAGAAUGACGUUAAUACAGAGUGAGAUGAGGGUAUUGAUUGGGUAAAUUGAAUGCAUAAACCUACAAUAAGUUCUUUUGUCAGUAGAGUAAGAAACAGACAUAUUGGGGUUUAUUCACUGAAUAUUGUGAAGAAUUGACAAGGGAGUUGCAAAUUUUAGGUCAAAUUAGCGAGCUUUAAAAAAUUAUUUGUCCGUGUUAGCCAAUAUAUGUCAAGAUAUGCAGUUCUCUCGUUAAUUAUAAAACACAUUGUUUUCAUUUGGAUUUUAAAUUGUGUGCUGUACUGCAGAACGUACAAAAUGCAAAGCUCUGUUUAUAUAGUAGUUUAACUUUCUAAAUAUAACUUAAUGAAAGUAUUUAUCUCUAGGGUCUAGAUCCUGGGAACAGUCUCAUUGGAUUAAGCCUGACUUGUCCCAGCAAUUUUCAUGUUUCCAUCCUGCCAAAGGAAGCUUAUGGCAUUCCAAAUGGAGUCAAUUAUAUACAACUGUGAGUCAUACAAUGCAUACUGUCAACAUUGUUUGUUUAUGAGACCCUCUUGAUGGCAGAUGUGCUGCUGUGUGGGAAUCAUAAAUAUAUACAAUAACGGACAAUCAGCCAGGGAUUGUUAAAAAUAUAUAUGUGACAAGAUUAAGAUGUAUGAUCUUUCAGAUUGUCACUUUGACCACAAAGAAAAGAAUAUAAACUUUGAAGGAAUUUGAUAAUGUAAAGGCAAAUUCACAAAAAUAAAGAACCAUAUGAUUUAAGAAGAGUGAGGUGAGGUAAGAAUGAAACAGAUGCAACAACAUCAGUGAUGGAUAUAUUCAGGGAAGGACAAUGAAGCAGGCUUGGAGAAUGCAGGCCACAGCUAGAGCAGAGAUCGGUACUUAGAAACGCACAUGUUGCACUGGCCACUGACAAUAGGACUAAUCUUAGGAUAACGCCGGAUACUUAAUGACUUCAGGUAGUCUUGAGGGGUAGAUGGGUCCAAAUCUCAUGUGGUUGCCUAAGUUCAGGAUUACAGUGUUAAAAGAUAUUUGUUAAAAAUAAAUAAAUAACUAAAUAAAUACAUAUAUUUUCAGAUGAUUAUUGUGCAUCAUUAUUCCCCGGUUGUAUUUUUGUUAAUAUAAUAUUGUAAAAUUUUU